AUGACCUUAUUUAUUUACAUUAUGGGAUCAUCUGCAUUUUCCAAUAAACAACUGAAUUUAUCUUCAACAGUAACUUGGAAUCGAAACGGAAUCACAUUCGCUAAUAAAUCCAUCGUUGGCAUAGAACCGACCACCAUAUUUAUCAAUACAAAUGACACGAUCUAUAUCGUUAAUCGGGACAAACAGAAAAUCUUGGUUUGGAAUGACAGUCAGAGUCUAAAUCCAACGAGCGAGAUUCAAGGAAACUUUACAAAUGUCACUUCUCUAUUUUUAGCAUCAAAUGAUGAUAUUUACAUUGAUGAUUAUCAGAGUGGUAAUGUGGUAAAGAGAUGGAAAUCAGAAGAAAAUACUUUUGAAACGAUGAUGUAUGUCAAUUCAUCGUGUUAUGGCCUUUUCGUCGAUCUUAUUGAUAAUGUGUACUGUUCGAUGAGAGAUGAACAUCAAGUGGUGAGAAAAGACUUGAAACUCGUUUCGAUGGAACCCGUUCUCAUCGCUGGGACAGGUGUUGGUGGAUCUGCGCUCGAAGAACUUGAUAGGCCUCAUGGAAUUUUUAUUGAUAUAAACUUGGAUUUAUUUGUGGCAGAUUAUGGAAAUCAUAGAGUACAACUAUUCGCACUUGGAGAAAGCGAUGGCAUUACAGUUGCAGGAGAAGAUUCCGAAUACUUGACUAUUUCACUCCGAGGUCCUACUGGAGUUUUAUUAGAUGUCCAUAAGUAUUUAUUCAUUGUCGAUUCAGAAAAUCAUCGUAUAGUUGGAGAAAGGCCGGAUGGUUUCCGAUGUUUAGUUGGAUGUUAUGGAGUGGGUGAUCAUUUAAAUCAGCUAAAUCGCCCAUCUUCUAUGAGUUUCGAUAGUUUUGGUAAUAUGUUUGUUAUUGAUACAAGUAAUCAUCGCGUUCAAAAAUAUAAACCGAUGAAAAUCUCUUCUUCUACUUCGAUCAAUCAACCAUCACUUUGUCAAAUACCAACUAUGAAUCGGAACGCAAUUGUGUUUACUGAAGAAUCAUUUAGUGGAUGGGAACCCGGUUCCAUAUUUUUUAAUGCAAACGAUACACCUUAUAUCAUUGAUCGAGAACAAAGAAACAUCCUCAUAUGGAAUCGCAAUAGUCGUAAUAUGACAAAUAUUGAUAUAGGCAACUUCUCAAGGAUCAAUUCUCUGUUUCUAAAAUCCAAUGGUGAUAUUUAUAUUGAUGAUGGCAAAAUUGAAUCUACAGUGAAGAUAUGGAUAGCAGAAACAAAUACUUUGAAAUCUGCUGUGGAUCUAGUUUCAUUUUGUUCUGACUUGUUUAUCGAUAUCAAUGACAAUUUGUAUUGUUCGAUGACAUAUCGGCAUGUGGUGGCGAAAAUAAACUUGAAAAAUAGCUUUGCAUUCAAUCAGCCCAAAUUCUGUUCAAAGUCAGUUUGGAGUCAAAAUGGAAUGACUGUUGCAGAUCAAUUCACACUUGGUUCGAAACCAUCAGCCCUUUUUAUAGACAAAAAUAAUUUAAUCUACUCAAUUAAUCGAGAGACAAUGGAAAUUUUAGUUUGGCAUCAAGGUAAUAUCGAACCAACAAAGACUAUUUUUACCGGUUUCUUCAACUCAUCUUCUCUAUUUGUUGCAUUGAAUGGGGAUAUUUAUAUCGAUAAUGGAGCGCAAAGCUCAGUGAAAGCUUGGAUUUUGAGUAAGGAAGUUUUUAUUGAUGCGAUGAGUGUCUUUUCAUCCUGUACCAGUUUAUUUAUUGAUUUGAACGACUAUUUAUAUUGUUCGAUGUCUAACUAUCACCAAAUUAUUAAAAAACGCUUGCACGAGCGUAUCAUGACAUGGACGAGUGCGGCCGGAACGGGCGUUAAAGGAUCUUCAUCUACAGAACUGAAUGAUCCUUAUGGAAUUUUUAUUGACUCAUCAUUGAAUUUAUACGUCACUGAUUGUGGAAAUGAUCGAAUUCAAAAAUUUCGACCAAACGUGAUAGAUGGUACCACAGAAGUAGGACGUGCAUUACCAGCACGAUUUCAAUAUUCACUCUCAUGUCCAACGGGAAUAACAUUGGAUGCUCAAGGAUUUUUAUUCGUUGUUGAUUCGAAAAAUCAUCGCGUUUUGAGAUCGGGAAUAAGUCAUAUGCGUUGCCUUCUCGGAUGUGAUGGAAUCAGUAUCAAAUCUACUCAAUUCUUAUUUCCAUCUACUCUUGCUUUCGAUAGUGAUGGAAAUAUGUUUGUGAUGGAUUCAGGAAAUCAUCGAAUUCGAAAAUUUCAAUAUUCACCUAAUUCUUGUGAUAUGUCAUCAGUUAUUCGAUGGACAGAGUUAAUCAAAUUAUCGAAAGAUAGUCAACUAUAUUCUCAAGAUUGUGAUAAAGAAAGUUAUUAUUUCGAAUCAUAUGAAAUCAAAGUAUCAGAAAAUCGUUAUUAUACGAUAUGGAGUGAUGCUUCAAUCGAUACAUACGGCUACAUUUAUGAGAAUAUUUUUGAUCCACUCAAUCCAACUGAAAAUCUUCUUGUCAAAAAUGAUGAUGGGGGAUUCAAUGAUCAAUUCAGAUUUGAAAUUCCUCUUUAUGAUGAUACUCUAUACAUAUUGGUUAUCACAACAUUUCAUCCAAUGAGAAUUGCCGAGAUUACACUUCAUGUGUCAAAAUUAGAAAAUGAUACGAUCAAACGUCUCACUACUUCAGUCAAUAUUCGAUCGAUCUAUUCAUCCGAAUUAACUGUAAAUAGUCCAAAAUAUUGUCGUGAUUAUAAGAAACCAAAUUAUUAUUAUGAAACAUUAGAAAUCAAUGUGAUGAAAAACGGAUCGUAUGUUAUUUGGAGUAAAAGUGAGAUGGACACAUACGGUUAUAUUUACAAAGAUAUUUUUGAUCCUUUACAACCAUUUGGUAAUUCAUUAACUCAACAUAGUGGCAAAUGUAAUCAACAUCAACUGAAAUUCUUUAUUGAUCUUCAAAAAAACACAAAAUACAUUUUAGUUGUCACCACAUACUAUCCGAAUACAACGGGAAACUUUUCCGUCUUUAUAUCUGGUGAAUCCAAUGCUACUAUCAACUAUUUUCAUUCAAAAUAUCGAAGUUGCUCAGUCGGAGAUCGUUGUCACUUUUAUUCGACAACAAUUGGUUUGCCACUUGAUGAUAUUUUACGUGGAGAAAUCCAACCAAAAAUUGCAUUAGCAAAUCAAUCGCCUUCAAUUCAAAUAAGUUCGGCUUUGACUAUACUGAUGUUUAUUGGAGGAAUCAUCAAUAGUCUUUUUUCAUAUUUAACAUUUAAAAAUAAAGAUACACAACAAGUUGGAUGUGGAUUAUACCUUUAUGUAUCAUCACUUACCUCUCUAUUGACCAUUUGCAUGUUCUUAAUCAAUUUUUGGUUCGCUAGUUUCAUUCAAAUCAACACAUCGACAAGUUUCACUAUUCUUCAUGCCGGUUGUAUCAUAAUCGAACCGGUUUUGAAACUUUUCCUGUAUUGCGAUAGUUGGUUAAACGCUUCUGUUGCAAUUGAACGAGCAGUACAAGUUCUCAAAGGCGCUCAGUUUAACAAAAAUAAGAGCAAACGUUUCGCUCAGCGGAUAAUUUUUAUUUUACCAUUGUGCAUCAUGGCAAGUCUUCUUCACGAACCUUUACAUCGAGAAAUGUCGAAAUAUGAGACUGAAACUGAUCGAGUCUAUUUGAAUAAUACUGAAAGUAUCACAAAAGACGUAUUCAACUCAGAAAAGAACAAAACGUCCAUCGACACGAUAUACACAAGUGUAACCAAUCGACAUGUUUGGUGUGUUAUUCGAUAUCCUUCAUCUGUGCAAACUUAUAAUACAAUCGUUUUAUAUUUUCAUCUGCUAAUUCCAUUUUUUGCUAAUCUAUUUUCCGCUUUGUAUAUUAUUUUCGGAUCUGCUCGACAACGAUCAGUAAUACAAACGAAUCAAACUUAUAAAGAACACGUUCGUCGUCAAUUCAGUGAACAUAAACAACUAAUCAUUAGUCCUAUUCUAUUGUUAAUCUUAUCGAUGCCCCGUGUGAUCAUUUCAUCAUUACCUGGAUGUAUCAGAACGUCGAAAAACCUCUGGUUAUAUCUCACUUCAUAUUUCUUUUCAUUUACGCCAUCCAUACUCAUCUUUGUGAUCUUUGUCAUACCAUCGGAUAUUUAUAUGAAAUCAUUCAAAAACUCUUUCACGACCAGGCGAGCUCGAAUCUAUAAGUAA
Molecule: messenger RNA, 4146 nt
Organism: Adineta ricciae
Lineage: Eukaryota; Metazoa; Rotifera; Eurotatoria; Adinetida; Adinetidae
Source: the annotation of a GenBank genome assembly